CAACCAACAUGAGCUGGCUGAUCUCAGCGGGGUUCCUCCUGCUGUCGCUUUGUGCCUUCUCGGACGCCCAGGACACGGUGUCAGCGAUGUGCCACCUGGACGAACUGUGCACCUCGGUGAAGCGUUGCGACGUCUCGGACGAUUCCGGUCGGACGGGAAUCAGGCCACGCAGCUCCCGCUUCUGCGGCAACCAAAGGGUCUGCUGCGAGACGGCCCAGCUGGAGAGCUACGACAGAGCGCAGUCUGAGAGGACCAGAAACGCGCCCUCUGCGAUUCGAGACAAGGUAUCUAGUGUUCUGGAGCCGCCGCCGAACGAGAGCUGCGGCUAUAAUAUGGAGUGUGUGCCCAGGAGACUGUGCCGCGACAACGUCAUCAACGACUCCGGGGUCAGCCUGAUCAAUCCGAGGAUCAGCACGAUUCAGUGCAGCAAGUCCUUGUACCGCUGUUGCGCCGUGGAUCAAAAGGUGGAUGAUAGCCAGAGUCCCUACGUGGCGAAGCAGGCGAACUUUAUAUACAAGAACUGUGGCUAUAGCAAUCCAAAAGGUCUGAUCCCCGACAACGACAAGUUCCCCUACGCAGAGGACGUCUCUAUAUUCGGAGAGUUUCCCUGGAUGGUGGGCAUCUUCACAGGCCGCCAAGAGUUUCUGUGCGGCGGCACUCUCAUCCAUCCGCGGCUGGUAGUUACUACUUCGCACAACCUAGUCAACGAGACGGUGGACACCUUGGUGGCUAGAGCUGGCGACUGGGACCUAAACAGCCUGAACGAGCCGUAUCCGCACCAGGGCAGCCGCAUUAAGGAAAUCAUCAUGCACUCCGAAUUCAAUCCGGACUCGUUGUACAACGACAUAGCACUGUUGCUCCUGGACGAACCCAUCCGUCUGGCUCCGCACAUCCAGCCUCUGUGCCUGCCGCCUCCGGAAUCUCCGGAGUUGGUCAAGCGGCUGCUCUCGGUCACCUGUUACGCCACUGGUUGGGGCUCCAAGGAGGCGGGCAGCGACAAGCUGGAGCAUGUGCUCAAGCGGAUUAACCUGCCACUGGUGGAGCGGGAAGAGUGUCAGGCGAAGCUGCGGAACACACGACUCGAGGCUCGCUUCCGUCUACGACCGAGCUUCAUCUGCGCCGGCGGAGAUCCUGGCAAGGACACCUGCAAGGGCGACGGCGGCUCACCGCUCUUCUGCCAAAUGCCUGGCGAAAUGGAUCGGUAUCAGCUGGUGGGCAUCGUGUCCUGGGGCGUCGAGUGCGCCGUGGAAGAUAUCCCAGCCGUAUACGUCAACGUUCCCUAUCUGCGCGACUGGAUUGACGAGAAGAUCAGAGGGCUGGGAAUCGUGCUUCAGGCGCAGUAAGCUCAAGCCCCACGGUGCUGAGAAAUAAGGUCGUUUUAUAAUUUCGAAAUUAACCAAAUAAAAACCAAACUUGAUGUGUGUAA
Molecule: messenger RNA, 1426 nt
Organism: Drosophila yakuba
Lineage: Eukaryota; Metazoa; Arthropoda; Insecta; Diptera; Drosophilidae
Product: phenoloxidase-activating factor 2
Exons: 2
Coding region: 9-1343 (444 amino acids)
Biological process (GO): proteolysis
Molecular function (GO): serine-type endopeptidase activity
Source: RefSeq, a predicted model, not a curated record